Messenger RNA from Hemibagrus wyckioides, 13337 nucleotides. It is a transcript of the gene xirp2b, whose product is annotated as xin actin binding repeat containing 2b. Gene Ontology annotation, cellular component: focal adhesion; stress fiber. Bases 260 to 10738 code for a protein of 3492 amino acids. Gene Ontology annotation, biological process: actin filament organization; actin cytoskeleton organization. NCBI's taxonomy places the organism in Eukaryota, Metazoa, Chordata, Actinopteri, Siluriformes, Bagridae. Gene Ontology annotation, molecular function: actin filament binding. The record is from RefSeq and is a predicted model, not a curated record. The transcript has 9 exons.
GUGAGGCUGCUGGAGGAGCUGGUCUCCACCACCACAGCAGGAUUGGCAAGACUGCUGGCACAUUUGGUGACCUGCAGGCCAGGCUGAGCACAACUGACCCAAUCUGUGGAUUUCUGUCACACUUCACACUUGUCCAUUACAGCUAGAGCUACACGCAGUUGCUGAAGGCAGCGUGGUGGUACCCAGGACUGGACAUCCUGAGGAGUCAGAGCAGCAGAGGAGCAGGCCUCACUCUAAACCCAUCCCUCUAAAAAACCGCAUGGCCAUGUAUCAAGCUGCUGUGUCCAAGCAGGACACACCAGGCAUCUCCAACGGGGUCAUGAAGGAAGCUGAUGUCUGCUCUGUGCCUGGAGGGCUGGCCAGCAUUCGCAGACAUUUUGAGAGUGAAGAGAAGUCUUCCACUCGCACAGUUACACAGUUUCACACCACACACAGAUCCAUGCAGGAAGUGUCAAACUCAUCUGAGCUAUCGGUGAGAAGAGGAAUUAAAGAAGGAGGCUCCCAACAGGAUGAAAGGGUUUCACAUCAAGCUGUUCACCAGGUAGUGGCCUCUAGUGUCGAAAACCAUCAUAGCGAGAAUGAUGAAGAGGAGUAUUAUCCAAAACUCUCAGCCAAAGAACUGGCGCGGCACUUUGAGAAAACCAUUGAGGAAGCUGCUCCAAAUAAGAAAAUUAAGACUGAAUAUAGAGUCAGGCAUUCUCAGCAGGCCUCGGAUAUAAACGUAUCCCAUCAGGCUUUCAUGGAUGACAUGCGGGUCCAAUCAAACGAUAAAGCAGAAGCUUCCGGAACAGAUUCAGGGCAUUUAGGAUUUGUGCCUUCUAAUGAUGAUGAUGAAGACUUGGAUUACUUACCUCCUCCACCACCAGACUUACUGGAGGAUCUCCCUGAAGACAUAGUUUUCCCAGAGCCCCCUGAACCAACACCCCCAAUGAAGCACAUCAUUCACAAAGAUCAAUACAGUAAACAGAGAGAACUGCAGGAAGUGAAGCGCCUGUGCAAGCACAUUCACCCUGAUGUUAGGAAAGACCUGGAGCAAGAUUUAUAUAACGAGGUAAAUGAGAUGGACAUGGAUGAGGAGAUAGUAGGUGAUGUACAAGAUGCCAUACACCAGUUUGAACACAGUGGUAGUAGCCCUAACAGAAGCCCAGAGAGAGAAUAUCUGGAAUGGGAUGAAAUCCUGCGAGGGGAGGUACAGUCUAUGCGCUGGAUGUUUGAAAAUAAACCUCUCGACUGCAUUAAGAACUGUUCCGAUGACGAUGAGGAAAUCGGAAAUCCAGUUCAACAAGAAAUCAUAGCUGGAGGUGAUGUAAAAAACACGGCUUUGUUGUUUGAGACUCAACACACAUUAGAGUUGGAUACUAGUAAGUCUGCAAAGAUAGCUUCUUACAAUGAAAUGGGUAAAAAAGAUGUGCGUGCAGCAGCCUGGUUGUUUGAAACAAAGCCAAUGGACUCACUGAAUAAGAUGCAUGGUGACGAUGAGCAAACCAAAGAGGUUAUCUUUACACAAGAAGCAAUCCAUGGUAAUGUGAAAUCUAUGCGGUACAUGUUUGAAAAUCAGGGAAUGGAUUCUGUGGGUGAUACUGAAACCAUGGAUGAAAAGCACCUUCUAAGUCUAAAAUCUGUCAUGGAAGAGAUUAAAGCUGAUGUGAAGAUAACUGUCUGGCACUUUGAAACCCAGUGUAUGUGUGUUUUAAGGGAGCACUCAGGUCAAAUAGUAGAAAUUACAUGUGUUCGCCGUGAAGAGACAGAGAAAGGUGAUGUCAAAACAUCACGGUGGCUUUUUGAGACACAGCCUCUUGACAAAAUCAACAAAGACCUUUCUGAAGUUAGGCUUAUCUCCAGUAUUUCAUUGGAAGACAAUAUUAAAGGUGAUGUGAAAAGAGGAAGAUGGUUAUUUGAAACCAAAAUGCUGAACUCUUCAAAUGAAGAGUGGGAAAGGAUACUUAGACAACAAAGAGAGGAGAUUCUUGGGGCUGAUGUACGCAAACAAUGCAUGAUGUUUGAGACUCAGCCCAUGGAUACUCUAAAAGAUGAUUCCAACUCCAGACCCAUCACCACUGAAAUCCUCGGUGGUGAUGUACAAACAGUAAGACAUUUAUUUGAAACGGCACCAUUAGAAGAACUCAAAGAACUGCCAGAGGUGGGAAAGCUAAAGAAAAGGCUAGCAAGUGAUGAAGACAAAGGGGACCUACGACACCAAAAAUGGAUGUUGGAGAAUCCACGUCUUGAGGACAUUCAAAAUGAGGAUGAUGCAAUGGGAAAGGUAAAGAAAAUAGCUGCCUCAGAAGAAGAGAAAGGUGAUGUAAAACAUCAAAAAUGGCUAUUUGAAAACAAGAGACUCGAAGAUAUCAGAGAGGAAAAGAAGGAAGUGAUGAAAACGAUUAACAUCAAACAGACAGAUGAAGUAAACUACAAAGGUGAUGUGCGCAGGAAUUGCUGGGUAUUUGAGACUCAGUCUAUGGACACAUUAAAGGAUGACUCAAACACCAGACCUGUGAAAAUGGAAGAAAUCAUUGGAGGGGAUGUUCAAAGCGCCAGGCACUUUUUUGAAACUGUACCACAAGAUGAGUUGAAGGAACUUGCUGAAGUGGGUAAACUCAAAAAAAGUUUGACAGCUGAAGAGGAGAAGGGUGAUGUUCAGCACCAGAAACUGGUGUUUGAAAGCCAGCCACUAGAACAAAUUAGGGAUGAAAAAAAGGAAAUCACUCGAACAGUGAAUAUAGAGGAUAUUGAAAAAGUGGAUGUAACAAAUUACAUGCAAAUCUUUGAAACAUGUGAUAUGGGCAGAUAUGAUGAAAGUCAAAGAAUUCAAGUUGAAGGUGUGACCGAAGGCUCUGUACAAUCCAACAAAGAGUUUUUUGAAUCUGUACCAAUUUAUGCCAUGCAGGAUAGCUCGGGCCACUAUCAUGAAGUGAAAACUGUGAGGCGUGAAGAGGUUGUGAAAGGAGAUGUGAAAACCUGUAAGUGGAUGUUUGAAACCUGCCCUAUUGACCAGUUUGACGAAAGUAUAAGCAAGUACCAAGUCAUUAAAGGUAUUACUCAGCAAGAGGUCGAAACAGGUACAGUCAAAACAGCUAAAUGGCUUUUUGAAACACAGCCUCUUGAUGCCAUCAAAUACUUCAGCAACAUUGAAGAUGAAGAGUGUGUUAUUAAAGAGACAACUGAUAUAGUGAAAGGUGAUGUAAAGACCUGUAAGUGGCUAUUUGAGACCAAACCGAUGGAUGUGCUGUAUGAAAAGGUUGAGCUCAAGAGUGAAAAUGGAAAUAACGAGGUUCGGAAAGGUGACGUUAAAACCUGCACCUGGCUCUUUGAAACUCAAGCGCUUGAUGCCAUCCGAGAUGAGUCUGAGACUGUAUUGAAAACUUGCACUGUAAAGCAAGAAGACAUUCAGGGGAAAGAUGUACGUACCGCUUGCUUCCUCUUUGAGACUGAGAACCUUGAAAAGAUCACCGGAGAGGAUGGAUGCACUUUUAAACAGUUAACUGAGAUUGAUAUCCAGUCUGGAGAUGUAUCACGAAUGAAAUACAUAUUUGAGAACCAGUCCUCUGAUGUCAUGACCUCAACUUCGGAGGAAUUCAUGCGCCAGCUGAGGUCAGACCAGGCUGAGGACAUUAAGAAAGGAAAUGUGGGAAAUUGCAAAUGGCUCUUUGAAAACCAUCCAAUAGAUACAAUCCAUGAGAACCCAAAUGAAGUGAAGGAGACCCGCACUGUGACUGACAUUCAAGGAGGCAAUGUGGAUAAGGGUCGGUUCGUUUUUGAGACCUGUACCUUAGAUAAAAUCCAAGAGAUCUCUUCGGAGUCAGAGAUGAAAAAACUGCAGAGAAUAAUCUGUGAGGAUGAGGAGAAAGGAGAUGUAAAAAAUUAUGCAAUGAUGUUUGAAACUCAGCCACUUUAUGCCAUCCAGGACAAAGAAGGACAUUACCAUGAAGUGACCACACUCACAAAAGAAGAGACACUGAAAGGGGAUGUAGUGGGCACCCGUUGGUUGUUUGAAACAAAGCCUCUUGAUUCCAUAAGAGAUACUGAUGAAGUCUACCUAAUCAAAGCUGUUACUGAAGAGGAUGCUCUCAAAGGUGAUGUCAGUUCUGCGAGAUGGAAAUUUGAAACCCAACCUCUUGACAAGCUUACUGACUACAGUCAAAUCUCUGUUAAAACUGUGGAAGACAUUAGAGGGGGUGAUGUCAAGACAAACAAAGAGCGCUUUGAAUCUGACUUGACAUCACAGAAGUUAGUGCGCACUGUUAGCAUGAGUGAGAUUCAUAAAGGCGAUGUUAGGGCAGCUAAGUGGAUGUUUGAGACUCGCACCAUUGAUCAGAUUCAUGGGGAAAACACCGAAAACCAGAUGGAGACAGUUGUUGUGGAAGAACAGGUUAAAGGAGAUGUAAAACAAUCUGUUUGGUUGUUUGAGAAAAAUCCACUCAAUAGUAUCAAUGAAAAGGAGGAGACUAAGCAGCUCAUUUGUGAAGAAAUACCCAAGGGAGAUGUGAAAACAACAACUUGGCUUUUUGAAACUACCCCGUUUCCUGACUUCAAUGCAAACAGCACAGUGAAAACUGAAAUCAUUGGUAAAAGUAUAAAAGAAACUCUUAAUGAGCUAUACAGUCAUAGAAUGGUAGAUUCCAAAGGCAUUAUAAUAGAGACUGAUGAGAUUGGAGAUGUGCGCAUGGCUAAGUAUAAUCUAAUGAAUAAAGAGCCCCCUGAGAUUCAGAAGGAAGAAAUCAUCAAAGGAGACUUGCAGAACAUCAUGAUGAAUCUCCUCUACAGGCAAGAGACAAAAGAAAAAGGAAUUGUUAUCAGUGCAGAGGAAAGGGGAAAUAUCAGUAACACUGUGGAACAGCUGUUCAACCAGGAUACUGACAUUAAUGUAGAAAAAGAGGAAAUUAUUCGGGGUGACAUUCAAGAAGCCAUAAACAACCUACUGAAGGAGGAGAGCACUGGCAAACAUGGCAUUCUCAUACAGGAGGAUGAAAAAGGAGAUGUGCGUAUGACUAUAUAUUCUCUUUUUAACAAACAAGAGAAUACCAAUAUUGAAAAAGAGGAUGUGAUCAAAGGCAAUGUAAAAGGCUGUCUGGAAAAACUUUAUAAUCCAGACACAGAACAGAUUGUUAGAAUUAAGGUAGAUGACACAGAAAAGGGAAAUGUAAACUUUUAUUCAACCUGCAUUGAGUCAGGUGCUCUGGACUACCUGAAAGAGCUCCAGACAGAGCACGAGGAGAUUGAAAUUAGUAAGAAAGAAAAGGAAGAAAUUGUUGGUGGUGAUAUUAAAGGGACAAAACAAAGCCUUAUGCAUAACCAAGCUAACGUCUGUCGCCUUGUGGAUAGGGAAGAUAUUGUGCCUGGUGAUGUCCAUAACACAGUCAAGGUGUUCAUGACAGAGCCUUCAAUUGAACAUAUCCAGAAAGAAGAAAUAGUAGGAGGUGAUUUAAGAGCUGUGCUGAACUCUCUGACACAGUCUAUAAAUCAGUCGGUUGUUCUGGAGAAAGAGGAGGUUGUAAAAGGUGACAUAUCCACUGCCCUCAAGUCUCUUCAGGAUGCCCAAAUGCAUCCUAAAGAGGUAGAAAAGCCUGAAAUCAUCCCUGGCAACAUCAAAGGAGCAUUGAAAUCGCUGAAAGACUUGGCUACUGCUAAAGUUGAAAUUGUUAUUGAAGAUUUAGUUCCAGGUGAUAUCAAAGGGACAUUAAAAUCUCUCGAGGAAGCCAAGCAAGCAGUGAGAGAAGUGGAGAAAGAUGAAAUUGUUAAGGGUGACAUUAAUUCAGCCUUGCAGAGUCUUCAAGAGGCUUCUAAUGAGCGAAAGGUUUACCAGCAAGAGAUAGAUGUCCAAGGAAAUGUAAAAGGGACAAUUCAGCUCUUAUUAGAAUCUCCUUCAACUCCCAGAAUGCAGCGCAGGGCCAGCACAGAGGGUGACGUGAAGCUGUCCAUCAAAUCACUAUAUGAGACACAAGAGCAGGUGCAGUCAGAAAAAGAGGAGGUGAUUAAAGGGGAUGUUAAGGGCACAAUCAAAUGCUUGCUAGAAACAGCUCAACAAGCAAGCCCAAAGAUUCCCAGGAGAGAGCCAAUAAGAAAAGUGAAAGUUCCGAAAGCAAAAAAGUCUCCACAAAAGAUUCAAUCACCUGCCAGUACAGUGAAGAAUUUAACCAAAACCAGUCAGACGACGCAUGGAAAGAUUGUAACCACCAAAUCAGUGCAAAGUGAAUCCACAUCUCAAGAGAAUAACACACUUGUCACUCAAAACACAACCAGCACACAGGCAGCAAAAACCACUGUGCUGGAACACAAAACAAUAUUGCAGACUCAUGAGGUUAAAACUUUAAAGACUGAAUUCCGCAAUCUCAAAACAAACCUCAAGGGUGUAAUAAGAUUAGAUAAAACCAAAGCCAGAGAGCAAGAGGUUCCUGUACCAUAUUUCCCAUCUUUACCUGAGCCUGAUUUCCCUGCUCCUCCAACUCCUCCUCCAGAUUAUGAUAGCCUUUCCUUUCCUACACCUCCUCCUGUUAUCCAGGGUGAUAAUGAUCUUCCUCCACCACCCAGUCCUCCUCCUUGCGACCUGAUAAAAUCAGAUCCUGAUCAUUUACCUCCCCCUCCUACUCCACCACCUCCUCCUACUGUAGAACAAGAAUUUCUUCCCCCUCCUCCAACUCAGAUGGAGCUAGACCUCAUUCCCAAUAUAACACCCACCAAGCCUAGCAAACUGACAGUAAAGCCAGUCAAAGCUCCAAUUCUGUGUAAAGUGCCAAAGUUGGAACCAGUCAUACAUCUUGACAAAGUGGAUAUACAUUCUAGAUCAGCUUUACAAGUGCCUGCAAACACUAAAAGAGUGAAAAAAAUCAGCACAUCAGAGACAGAGUGUAUGGUCUCAUCCACUCUAGUCUCAUCUGAGAUCCAAUCAUCCAUUUCAGUGAAGCCACCUGAGUCCCCACAUCCUCCCUUGGGUCCUAUUCCACCAGAUUCACCAUCGCCACCAUCUCUGAAACGUAACUUCAAAACUCCAUUAAUUAAAGCUGAGCAAAAAUACAGGCAGCAGCACAAGGAGAGCCACACAUCAUCCAGCUCCACAGCAUUUGAAAUUGACAUGCGUGCGUCCAUCAGUACAGCCCUUGAAACGCUUUCCUCAGGAGGCAAGAGCACUGCACAUUCUGAACAGGGCAUACCAUCUGAUUUCCCACAAGAGAAAACAGAAAAUAAUGUGACCAAAAUGACAUCAGACUCAGAGUUGAAUGAUUCAUCCAAGAAUGCAGCACAUUCAGAAGCUCCCCCAAGCAAGCCUUUAAUCUCGACCACAAAUAAAAAAUCUCUUUCCGAAUCUGCCAUUAUUUCCUCAGAUAAGCAGGGCGUUAUCUCUAAUCAGACAUCUCAAAGCACUUCAGUUCAGCAGCAGACCACAUCUAGCACAUCUAAAAAGAAGAAAAAAUCCCGGGCCGCAACAACUACUAUUCACCAAGUGACCUCGAGUGAUGUUAAACAGUCAGAGAUGGUUAUUAGCAAUACUGCGAACGUAGCCGCAAAUGCUCUGGAACUAGGUGAAGAAAAACAUCAUCCGACUGUUUCUACAGAUAACUCUGUGUGUAGUGCAAUUGAGUUAGAAAGUGUUGAGAAAGAUAUUGUAAAUAAUAGUUUGGCUGAAAAAUCUGUAGUGGAUAAAAGUAAGAAAAUUAAUAUCUCUGUGAAAACAGGCCAGAGAAAGACAUCCCCUGAUCAGAGCAACACUUCAAAGGUAAAUAUAGACACUGAAAUUAAAGAAGCUGAGCAAAAGGUUCAAAAAGCGAAGAAAGGCCGCAAGAAAGAUGAGGGCACCGAAAAAAAGCCUGCAGCUCAAACUCAAGUGCUAAAGGUGGAACAAGAAGACGUCCAGGUGCAAGAAAUCAGAGAAAGGAAAGUCACAGAGUCAGAGAUUAAAGGGGAAAAACAGGCCACACAAAAGCAGGGUGAGGAUAGUUUUGCCUCUCCAAAGAAAAAGAAGAGAACUAAACCCAAGAAAGAUAAGGACACAGCUCAACAAGCCCAGGGGCAAACACAAAGUAAUACCAUUCUUCCUCUGCCUGCCUCCUCCUCUGAGGUAACAUCUCCAGUUUUGACAUCUAAUCAGAAAGAAGAGGAAUUUGCGGUGGUGCAGACCCACAAAACCAUUCAAGGAGAACACAUUGCAGUCCACGAAGAGAUCACCAUCACAGAGAGCAAAGUUCAGCAAAGUUUGCAGCAACAGGACACUAUGGUAAAGUCUCAAAAACAGGCCAAGACUUCUCUGAAAAAGAAAGACAGAGUUGACAGCCUACAGAAAUCUAAAGAUGAAAGCGUAAAUGUGACAGGGGAGCUGACACAAAGGAAGCCUUCCAAGACUUUGACAGAAAGCAGAGAGGCAUUACAAAGAUGUGCAGAAACUCAGAAGUUGCUGUCUUAUAUCUCAGAGUUACAAGAAGUUACAGAGAAAAUGGACUCUAAGACUGUGAAGACAUUACUCAAUGAAAUCCCAGAGUGGCUUAUAGGGCCAGAGGAAAAGAAUAGCUUGGUGAAAGGUGUAGAUGAACAUAAUUUGGAGAAAAUCAAAGAAAUUGUAGCUCAUUUAAAACAUCUCAUUCAAGUAAAACUAAUGGAUGUUGAAAGAAAUGUUGCAACCACUGAAAAACAUGAAUGUGAAGCUACAUCUGAAAAAAUAGUUGCAGGCAAGGGUGCUCAAAGAAUUUCAAAAAUCACUAUAGACUCCAAAAAAGUAGAAGCACAAAAGAAAGUAGAGGAGAAAAAAAACACUCGUGAAAGUCGCAAGCAGCAAGGCAAGAGCAAAAAUCUUCCUGACCCCAGAUCACCAUCACCUUUAUUAAAAAUGCGUUCACCAUCACCCACAUUUAUCACCAUUGAAUCCACAAAAAGAACUGACUCACCCCAGAAACUAGUGCCAUCACCUACUCCAAUGCCACCUACUCCUCCACCACGGCGGUCUGAAACACCUACAUCACGUUUAAGCAGAGCUUCUCCAUCACCCACUCUAGGAAGAGCCAGCAGUCUAACAAGGCUCAGAGAAGCUACAGCUAAACUUUCUCGUGGACCAUCACCUGAUCCCAUGCAUCAUCCUGGGUCAGUCACUGGGAAGAGGUCUGACAUUGUGGAAAUUCCAUCCACAUUUCAGUGUCAAAUUAAAGCUGAUACUAAGCUUACUGAGGAUGUAAGGAUUCUGAAAGAGCGUAAAGUCUCUGAAAGUUCAGAGGAAGUGGCUAAACUUUUCCAGGGACCCUCACCCUCACCUGAACCUGAACCUGAACCUGUACAUCAUCCUGGGUCAGUCACUGGGAAGAGGUCUGACAUUGUGGAAAUUCCAUCCACAUUUCAGUGCCAAAUUAAAGCUUAUUCCAAACUUACUGACGAAGGAAGGAUUCUGAAAGAGCGUAAAAUCUCAGAAAGUUCAGAGGAAGUGGCUAAACUUUUUCAGGGACCCUCACCCUCACCUGAAACUGUACAUCGUCCUGGGUCAGUCACUGGGAAGAAGUCUGAGAUUGUAGAAAUUCCAUCCGCAUUUCGUUGUAAAAUUAAACCUGAUUCUAAGCCUGGUGAAGAAGGAAGGAUUCUGAAAGAGCGUAAAGUCUCUGAAAGUUCAGAGGAAUUGGCUAAACUUUUUCAGGGACCCUCACCCUCACCUGAAACUGUACAUCGUCCUGGGUCAGUCACUGGGAAGAAGUCUGAGAUUGUAGAAAUUCCGUCCACAUUUCAGUGUCAAAUUAAAGCAGAUACUAAGCCUGCUGAGGAUGUAAGGAUUCUAAAAGAGCGUAGAGUUUCUGAAAGUUCAGAGGAAGUGGCUAAACUUUUUCAGGGACCCUCACCCUCACCUGAAACUGUACAUCAUUCUGGGAGGAAGUCUGAGAUUGUAGAAAUUCCAUCCACAUUUCAGUGUCAAAUCAAAAUUGAUUCUAAGCCUGCUGAGGAUGCCAAGCUUCAAAAAGAGUGUAAAGACUCAGAAAGUUCAGAGGAAGCUGUCUCAGUAAAGGUGUCAUCAAUUCAACAGAAGACUCAGGAUGAACAGAAAAGCACUAGUUAUAUUCCUGAGCAUUUAAGGCUGGAUACAGAAGAAGGUGAACCUAAAGUACCAGAGACAGAAGGCUUCAGCAAAGUACCUGAUGUCCUAGAAUUCUCUGGCAUUGAAAGAGAAGGCUUAGACAGACCAGACUAUAACUUCAAGGUUGUAAAAGACAUUUUGGAAAUGUCUAAGCAAGGUUCCUCUGUGAAAGAAGAGAAAAAGAAACAGGAGGAGCAGGUGUCAAGAGUGAGCGAAAUCACGCCUCAGGAUUCAAAGCAGGAUCAACAGACAUUGAGGCAGAUCUCCCAACAGACCUCACCCCUACCUCUGCUCAAAGACGAAAUGCUGGAAAAGUCGGCCAAUCCGUGUGACUUUUCAGAGACAGAAAACAUUACAGAGCAUUACACCACUGUCGAUGAAGCUGGCACAAUGAUAACUGGGACAAGAAACACCACAACAAUAUCUAAACAUUCUGAGAGUGUUGUCUCACAGCAGGCUCCGAUCUCUUAUGCCGAUGCUGUGAAGAAAAAGGCUCCAGAGCUGAACAUAUCCCCUGAGGCCUCUGCCGAAGAAUUACUGAAAAAAUUUCACGAGAUGUGGACUGAGAGUGAGAGUGUGUUUAAAAGCCUAGGCUACAGUGUCUCAGAUUCGAGUUCCAAAGUCGGAGCUGUGCACAGUGUGUCGGACGAGAGUGUAUCCCAUGGAGGGUCUGAUAGCAGACAAAAAGAAGUUCCAUAAAUCCUGUUUUUUCUGUGAACACUGCAAAAAUAAAUUAAGCCUUGGAAACUAUGUCUCUCUCCAUGGACAUUUAUACUGCCCACCGCAUUAUAAGCAGCUCUUCAAAUCCAAAGGACAUUUUGAUGAAGGAUUUGGACAAAGGUCUCAGAAAGAUUUGCUGAGUGGAGGGAAUUUAAUGAAUGCCAUUUCGGAAGACCAUGAGUGCAGAUAUUCCCUUUCUCAAAGCAGCUUCAGUUCUGUGUCAGACAUCUAUGAAAAAGCAUCAAAGGUACAAGACAAAUCUGAUCAAACCCCGCAAAAAUUAAAUAGUUUAGUGUGGCCCCCUCACACCGAGCCGCCAAAGAAGCCCUUUAACAUGGACCAAGAUAUACAGUUAGUAAAACCAGUGUGGCCUCCCAAGAGUGAGUCUUCAAAGUCUCCAAAACACCAGCGACGGAAAGCAUCACAGAUUAUUACAAUUCAUCCAUAAGACAUUAAGGCUGCCUGGGUGCUUGAGGACUUCAACACAAGAAUGACAAAAGGAUCUGAGGAAUAUCUAAAAACAGGUGAAUAAAUACUAAAGAAUGAGCACUGAGAGCAAGGGAAUACUCUUUAAUGAAUCUGAGAUGGUAAUAAAAGAAAAAUGGAUGAUGUGGUCGGAGAAGGAAAGUGGUAAAUAUUGAUGAGGAUGUGAUGAGAAAGAAGAAUGACGUCAGUGGAAGGGUACUGAAGGGUUGUGCUUAUAAAGAAAUGAAAUGGAGAAGGAUGUGAAAUAAUGUGAAUGACAUUUUGAAUGUAGACUUGAAGAACGUAAUCCAGUAGCAUGCAAAUUCAUGAUUCACACUGCAUUUAAACUUCAUAGAUUAUAAUCAAAUUUAGUUGAUCAGAUAGAGAAAUAAUGGAAAAUGAAAUAGAUAACAAGGUGCCAUAUGCAAAGAUCUCAGUAUCUGCUGCACUAAACACUUUAGUGUUAUAUAAGAAUUAUAGCAUAUUGUAAACUGUUUUUACUUGGCAAAAAUACUGUUUCCUGUUUUUUUUUUUUUUUUUUUUUAUCUUUGACAGUGUCCAUGGAGAGAGUACAGUUAUCAUACAAAUUUUAGAUUUCCCAAUUUGCCCCUACUAUUUUUAUAUUCUGUCUAUGGUUAGAUUUUAUCAUGACUGUUUCUCCGUGUGAUCAUGCCUUUGGAAGCACCUGGGGUGCAGUGUAGCAAAUGAUUAAACUGAGUACAUACUUUUUCUUAUGUAAAUGUCAUAUCUAAUUGGUAUUUGUUUAUUUUGGUCACUGGUGUCCUACUCUAAACAGAAAAUAUUUUUAAAUGGACAUUUAUUUUUAGAAUAGUCUUUGUUUGUACAAGAGCAUUCCUGAUCGUUUAAGCAGGUCAGGCUGGUUCAUUGGUGCAUCUUGCAAAUUUCUUGAUCUAAGAAAAAUAAACAGCUCUUAUGAUCAAUGUAUAUAUUGUAUUCAUUUCCAAGGUGUAUAUUAAUUCAAUCAUCUUCAGAAAAAGCUUUAUCAUAGUCACGGUGGAUCUGGUGCCUAUCAUGGGAACACUGAGGGUGCAUCUCAUUUAGCGCCGUAAUUCAGUAUCCAGGGCACUGAUGAGAAAGUCUGCCUUUUUAAGGGCAGUCUUAUUUGAAAAAUCCUUCCAGUGCACUGAAACGGUCACUCCCUAAAGUCUUGCACAUUUGGUUUUCCAGCAUCUGAAUAUUUGACCCCUUUCCAACUGUGCCUACAUAAUGUUCAGAUCCAUCUUUUCACAGUGAAGACAGCUGAGGCACUCGUAGACAACGUAGACAACUCGUAACAGACAGAGGGAUAACUUUAGAACAGGAUAAUAAGAAUUUACUCUGAUCAUACUAACAUACUGUAUACUAGUAUAACUCUCUAGUCCUAUAUACUAUAUAUAAAAGCAAAGAAUGUGCAGGACCUCAAGGAUUUUUCUGAAGAACAGUGGAUAGUUUAACAGCUCAGGACAAUCAAGAUACUCAUGAUCAACUAUCACAAAACAUAAAAACAGUUGCUGAUCAUCUGCAUAACAACAUACAGUAUUAAGGAUCAAGGUUAAGUGGUUAAGGUGUGGGAAGGUUGUGAGUUCAAAUCCCAGAUCCACCAAGCUACCACUGCUGGCCCUUGAGUAAGGCCCUUAACCCUCAAUUGCUCAGUUGUAUAAAAAUUAAAAUAAGAAAAUUGUAAGUUGUUCUGGAUAAGGCCGUCUGCCAAAUGCCAUAAAUGUGUAAAUUCAGUUACAAUUGUGUCUUUUGGACUAUAAGUAAGCAUCUGUUUAUGUGAAAUAGCUUACUCAGGGCAAAACUAAAUACAAAAACAAAAGGCAAUUUUUAAUGUCCAUUUUAUUAUACAUACAUUAUAAAUAUAAAAAAUGUAUUCUGCAGGGCAUAACUAAACUUGUGACCUCAACUGAAUAGAAAGUGUAUCAUGUUAUAAUAUAUUUUAUUACAUAAUGUAUAAUAUAUUAAGAAUUUGAUCUCAUUGUUAGUGCUGUUCUUUGUUGACAAUCAUUCUGUAAGCAUGUGUUGCAUAUUGUGUUUAAUUCAGAGUGAAGCUGUAUGCUAUAAUCCUCAUUGCUGUGUAUGCAUAGGGGUCGAGUUAAUCUGGAUUUAGGGA